Messenger RNA from Fusarium graminearum PH-1, 990 nucleotides. RefSeq lists its product as uncharacterized. The coding region runs from base 1 to 990 and encodes 329 amino acids. The record is from RefSeq and is a predicted model, not a curated record. NCBI's taxonomy places the organism in Eukaryota, Fungi, Ascomycota, Sordariomycetes, Hypocreales, Nectriaceae. The transcript has 3 exons.
AUGUCUAAGGGACAAGUAGUAGCUCAUUACAACUACCUGAGCAUGAUGCGCGUCGAUCAGGCCGAUCUACCUAGUGACGGAUUGCCCAAAUGGUACAAUGGGUACAUGAACCACGAAUUCAGUCACGAGAGCCAUAAAGGACACGACAUGCCUAUUACAAUGACAGUGGACUUGAAUAAUCAAAUACGGAUGGGCGUCUUGAUAAACGCUACUUGGCGUCCUAGAUGGACGACUCCAUUGAAAACCUUGGCCCAGUAUUGUGCCUUUCCCAAUCCCAGAGACAUGACGGCGUACAUCGAUAUCAUCAUUCCAGAUAUCGUCCAUGAGGCUGCUCUUAUCGCUUCCAAUCCGCCAUCUGUCUCCGAUGACAUCCUGCGGGACAACUGGCCCCGUUCACUAAAUACUAGUAACGGUGACGCGGCUGAUCCAGAGUUCCACAACUUUAUCGAAACGAAAAAGUUCUACGACGAAGACACGGACUUCAGUAACGAAUUCGUCAGACCGCCGCCAACUCAAGUACUUCAGGCGUACUAUGAGGAUGAAAGAGUCCAUGAUUUCGUCGACCAAAUUAUCGAGCUUUGUCCCCAGCCAACCUUCCUACCUAUUCGGAAUGAUCAUGUAUCAGAGAGGAAGGAUCACUUGUGGGCUCCAAAACGCCUACAUCCCGAGGCAUUUGUGCUCGCUGCAGCCGCCCAGAUCUUGCUAUUCGCUCCCCAAGAUUGGAACCCGGACCGUGACUACUCGCGCGACAAGUACACACAUCGAUUUCCGACUCCUGAUAACCUCGACAUUGGUGGUGGCACAGACAAAGUAGUUAGUAACAAGUACUCGAUGGAAGAUCUCCACCGUGCCAUUUUGAUGUUCUACCGCCUGGUCGACCGUCGAAGUCAAAAGGAUUGGCUUACCAAGAGGGUACUUAUAAACACAAAAUCCGAGUUCCCAGGAUACCACGAUCCCAAAAAAAACCCAAGAGUGACUGAGAUGGAUUGA